GGGACAUAACUCUCAGAUCGAGACUGUCCAUCGCUGCAGGCUGGAAAAGGUCACGGAAUACGGGACACUGGCUACCCAGUCACACCCGGCGUUGCGGAUGGCUCGCGUGAGCUCUGGGGCAUCGCCUGGCUACAGCAGCGCGUCGCCAAACUAGACGGGAAUGUCUGCGACACAGUUUGAGGAUAACACCAGCAUUUCAAAGUUGAUGGCCGGGGCACUGUUAAUGGAUAAUGAAUGCAAUGAACUUCCGUUUACUUGGCCUGACAACGCAGUCACCUCAUCGUCAAGCGUCAAGAAUGAGCGGGAAACCAACAACUUCCCGCCAAAUGUUGAUUGUUGGCAGAUGCAAAACCACACAUCAGCAUUUUCAAAUAACUACCCGUAUAUUCCUCAACAAAAUAACGGAUACGGGCCUGUCCAACACAAUGGCAGCUUAAACACCACCACCACUAAUGGUGACCAAGUUCAAGGUCAAAAUGGACUUGUGUCUGGCAGUAGUGCAUUAAAACCGGUGCAGGAUCAGUAUCGUCAUAAGUACGGCACUUAUGGCAACGAAAAGUAUCCCGACUUUAAUAUAGCCGUGAAAGCUGAAACGUGUGAUACCAGUAAAUGGAGUCAAUGUGCUGUUAAUUCUACUCCGAACUUCAACCAGUCCAGAAAUGUCCACGGUAGCGCACAGGGCGAACAGUUCUCACCAAAGUCUUUCAAAUCUUUAGAUAAUGGAGUCGGAGGGGGCAGCAUUGGCGGAAAGCAGACGCCGGGAGGAUCGUCAACAGAUCUGUCAGGCAAAAAGAGAACAUUCGAAUUAGUAGAAUCGGACGACAGUGAUUCUAAAACAAGCGGAACGGACGGAAGCCAAAGUGGCGGAAACGGUAGUCGGCCUGACCUGCAGUGCUACUGCGCACCCGUUGACAUUAACGUCAAUCAGAUGAUCACCAGUGGUGUAACUGUGGCUGGUUAUAAACCAAGGAAAGUGAUAUGUAAGCGGAAAAAAGCAUGCGUCCCCACGGAUCAGAAAGAUAAUGGAUACUGGGAGAAAAGGAAGAAAAACAAUGACUCUGCUCGACGUUCCAGAGAAGCGAAGAAAGAAAAGGAGCGCAACUUUUACAAACGCGCGCUGGAGUUGGAGUAUGAAAACCAUUGUUUGAAAGAGAGAAUUGCCUUUCUUGAAAGAAAACUAGAACUUUCGAUGCAACAAAAUCCUAAUUUUAGUUGCCCUGACGCGUAGUGUUCCUGUAUAUAUAUACUUGUGUAUACCUAGAUUUAUUCCAAAGACGAGGUCGUCCAUUUUGGAGGACACACUCCUGACAAAUGGCAUCGAUCACUGAUAUAUACUACAUUACUCGAGAGAAAUGUUUAUGUAAGUAGGUAUAAUACAUAUAUAUAGACAAGUGUUCAUUAUUGUUUAGCUUUAUGUCCGUCCACAAAGAGUUGAGGCUGGUAUCAAAAGAAAGAAGUCUAUAUGCUUGGGCAAAUUCUUUAUGAUGGAUGGCACUAACCCCUAAGUUUCUACAGAUUUUUAAUAUUUUCUCUCUAACAUGGCAUCAAAUGCUGUGUUUAUUGUAGCAUUUUUGUAUUCUUGAAUUGUCUGCCUUUUUAUCUUUAAAUUAAUAGUCCUCGUAUCGUUGCCACGCUUCGUGUGAUUCAGAUAGGUGAUAUGUAAGUAGAUCUAGCCGCCCUUCCUCAGGGGCCGUAACUCCAUUCCUAGAGUGUAGUUAGAAGUAAGAUUGUUUCUAUAUAUAAUCAUUUGUGCAUGGAAGUUCAAAACUUUCCUACGUCGUUGCGUCAACCAUACAUCACCGAUGUUGCUUACCAUGUUUUUUUGUGAUCAUGCACGCUACCGUGUGUUUAUGCCAAAGUUUGAAAAACUGACAUGUCUACCCCCCCGUGCUUUUUGAAUGUUGGUUGCUUUUUAUAUGUUUGUACUACAUGUUAUAAAUCUGGCUUUUUGAUUUAUAUAUUUACAAUGUUGACAUAUUUCACACGAGAUUCGUUUUUUAGAUGUUUUCUAGGUGCUAAGGAAACCAAGAUGGUAAUUUUUAGUUAAUAAUAUGAAGUUUGCAAACCAGUUUUAAGUUUAAGUAUGGUACAACUAUUCUGACCUUUGAGUUAGUAAGGUACUGUGUUUUGUUUAACGUAUAUCUUGGACCCAUCAAGUGUUCAAAUGAAAUGCACGUCUUCAUUAAUAUGCAAAUAUAAAUGUUUAACUUAACUGUAAAAAUCAUAUUCAAAACUUACGUUUAUGAAUUUUUAAAUUGUUUCAAUGAAAUGGGAAUAUUUUCAAUUGCGGAUAAAUUUACAACUUCUUGAGUGAGAAACAUGUAACACCUGUUUGUAAGAUUUCAUGUAUAAUUUUAUUUUAACACGAAAACACUGCAUUAUCACUAGUAUUCAAACCAAAAUAAAUACUAAAAAGCAAUCGAAAUGAACCUUAGUUGACUUAAGUAUGGUGCUUAAUAGAGAGUGUUAGCUGUGAAACGUUAACAAUUGAAUUUUAUGUUAUGUCCUUGAAAGUAAACAUUGAAUUGUGUAAUAUUACUGAAACAGGUAUAUGCCAGUCAUACACAGAGUGUCUUUUGACGUUAUAUGUCCGUCAUUUCAUCCGUCACUUUGUAGUCAGACCAAACCAGUAUGAAGUGUUUCCUCACUAGAGAAUGGAUGCCUAAUGGACAUACCUUGUCACAACUGUCGACACUUUCCGAAUUGCAAUCGGAAACCAUCUGUACUUUCCGUAAACGUUACGGAAAGUGCCGACGGUUCCCGAUUGCUGGUAAUAUUCAGCUGCUACAAACGCAAGUCAACAAGCACAAUCGUCACGUCUUAAUUGAAAGUUGAGGAUUAUAAAAGACUUAAUUAGUAAAAAAAAAAAAAAAUGAAAAAAAGUAUGUACUGAACAGUUGAAGAUAUAUAGAGUAGUAUUCAUUUUUCAAAAAAAGUAAUAUUUACUGAACAGUGCAGACGUUCAAUGCAUGUCCUAACAUUAGCGAUAGUCGUUACUGUUUUAUUUGUUCUUAACCAGCUACCGUGUUCAAACCCGUUAAGUUACGAGGAGUAUAGUGUUAGUGGUUGUGAUACGGCAGAGAUUUAUAUCAUAAUAGUGUUGGUUAUAUUUUUCAUUAAUACCAUUAAUUAGGUUGUCAAUAUUAUUUAGCUAUGCAUGUAGCUUAUGUUCCAUUAUUGUUGGAUUGGUAAUGUCAGAGAUGAAAUCGUGCUGUUAUUGUUGUAAUAUAUUACAAUGCUGUUGGAUUGACCGAUAAGGUAUAAAUUGAGUUAUCUCCCAUUGUCCAUAUACCACUGUUUCAGCACCUAUAAUGAAGAAACGAUUACCUUUUCCUUAGUAGCUUACUUUAUAAUUGCUUUGGUAAGUAAAUGGCAAUGUAUCUUCAUGACGGCAGCAACACAAUGUUUUUAUAGAUUGUAUACGAGCCGUGUGGUAGCCGACUCCGACGUCCACGUUUCCGCCAGUAACAUCCCUACUUACCACAUGUAAAUAUACUAAGAUGAUUGAGUGUGAUGCUUUACCUUCACUUAUUUUCUAGUCAUGUUUGUCCCAAUAAUGGUAAUAGAUCGCCUUGCAAUGUGUACAACAAUCAUUUAUAUCCGGCCUAACCUCUUUCUGUUUCAUCGGGCUCCUUAACUUGACAGAUAAAGCAGUCUAGAUGUAGCGCUUAGCAUACUUUUGAAAAAUAUUAUAAAGAAUAUUGUAACAAAUAUCAGUUUUUCCUUUAUACACAAAUAAUGUACGUAUU
Molecule: messenger RNA, 3749 nt
Organism: Mizuhopecten yessoensis (Yesso scallop)
Lineage: Eukaryota; Metazoa; Mollusca; Bivalvia; Pectinida; Pectinidae
Exons: 2
Coding region: 161-1228 (355 amino acids)
Biological process (GO): regulation of transcription by RNA polymerase II
Cellular component (GO): nucleus
Molecular function (GO): RNA polymerase II cis-regulatory region sequence-specific DNA binding; DNA-binding transcription factor activity, RNA polymerase II-specific
Source: RefSeq, a predicted model, not a curated record